AUGGAGGCAGGACCUUCCAAGCCGUCUCGCCCGGCCAACGGCUCCAAGAAGUCAAGAUCUAAUGGCGAAAAGAAGCCUUUCCACAGCCAAGAGGCGCUCGACAAGCAAGCGCACUCAAUCUCAUCCGCCACCUCCCUCCCACGCUCGAUUGAGAGCUCCACGCCUGCCUCCGUCCGCGACGCCAAGCUUCCGAAAGCCGUCACGAGCGUUAAGGAUAAGAAGCUCAAGAGCAAGCUCGUCCAUCAGCAUCUCUCACAGAAGCGUGCGGCCGAAUCAGCUCGUCUUGCCAAUGAGUAUCUCAACACAUCGGCCCCGGGUGAGGGCGCAGGGAUGAUCGAGACGGAAGGCGAGCUCGAGCGAACAUUCAAGGUGACACAAGCGCAGAUCAAGGACAACGUUGGCAUCGACACAGCUACGAAAGGUUUCGAGCUCAAGCUGGAUGGCGGGAAACAGGGCGUUGGGCUAGGUCCAUAUCGAUGCGACUACACGCGGAAUGGCAGGCACCUCGUCAUCGGUGGGCGGAAGGGCCAUCUGGCAGCAUUCGACUGGCAAACGGGCAAGCUCAGCUGCGAGAUCCAAGUCCGCGAGACGGUGCGUGAUGUCAAGUGGUUGCACAACAACAGCUUCUUCGCCGCAGCCCAGAAGAAGUACGUCUACAUCUACGACGACGCGGGUAUCGAGAUCCACAAGCUCAAGAACCACACGGAUGUCAAUCGGCUCGAGUUUCUGCCGUAUCACUUCCUCCUCGCUUCCGUCGGCGCCACAGGCUACCUCAAGUACCAGGACACCUCGACGGGAACGCUGAUCAGCCAGCACCGCACCGGGCUAGGAAACUGCAACACGAUGGCGCAGAACCCGCUUACCGCCGUGUUGCAUCUCGGUCAUUCCAACGGAACGGUGACGCUGUGGACUCCCAACCUCUCCACACCCGCUGUGAAGCUGCUCGCGCACCGUGGACCAGUGACAGGCAUCUCGAUCGACACUCGCGCCGGCGGUCGCGACAUGGCCACCUGCGGCAUGGACGGUACGAUCAAGAUCUGGGACACACGCAUGCUCGGUAAAGGCCCCCGGCGCGAAUGGCAAGCGCGUCGACCCGCCUCUGACAUUGCCUUCUCGCAACGCGGUCUUCUCGGUGUUGCAUGGGGACCGCAUGUUUCGGUCUACGACACCCACGCACCCCUGGGCAACGCCCCACCUGGACCGUACAUCACCCAGGGUUUCCCGCGCGCCGAACCGCUGCAGGUGAAAUUCUGCCCCUUCGAAGACGUCCUUGGUGUUGGGCACGCUGGUGGAUUUACGAGUCUGUUGGUGCCCGGAGCGGGAGAACCCAACUUUGACUCGUCCGAGCUGGAUCCUUUCGAGACGCGCAAUGCUCGACGCGAACGAGAGGUUCAUCAGCUGCUCGACAAGAUCUCACCGGAUCUCAUCUCGAUCGAUUCGACCAUCCUCGGUUCGGUGCAUGUCGCGGAGACGAAUGUGUCGGCUGCCGAACAGGAUCGCAUCCUCUCGGAGAUUUCAAAGAGAAACCCGGAGGCAGUGGCGAGGAGUGCGGAUGGUCGGGCGUACUCGCAGCUCAGCCGAAUCGAGCGGAUGCAGUUGGACAAUCCGGAUGCAUCCCCACUCGAGCCUGUCGGAGACGGAGAGGUGGAAGAUGAGCCUAUGACCGGUUCGCUAGCCGCCAAAAUCGCCGCUCACGAUACGGCACCGAAGAAGGAAAAGAACAGGAUGAGAGGCAAGAACAAGGCCCUCAGCAGAUACCUCAGGAAGAAGAGGGAGAACGUGAUCGAUCCGAACCGCAUCGCGGUGAAAGCGAGGAUGGAGAAGAUGAGGAAAGAGGAGCAGGCGGAGAGGAAGAGGAAGGCUGCGGCGGGUAUUGCUCAGGAUGACGAGAGCUUUUCUGCGUUGGACAUGUUCAAGAAGCGCUCGUGA
Molecule: messenger RNA, 1929 nt
Organism: Kalmanozyma brasiliensis GHG001
Lineage: Eukaryota; Fungi; Basidiomycota; Ustilaginomycetes; Ustilaginales
Product: WD40 repeat
Exons: 1
Coding region: 1-1929 (642 amino acids)
Biological process (GO): maturation of SSU-rRNA from tricistronic rRNA transcript (SSU-rRNA, 5.8S rRNA, LSU-rRNA)
Cellular component (GO): nucleolus; 90S preribosome; small-subunit processome
Molecular function (GO): protein binding
Source: RefSeq, a predicted model, not a curated record